CUUUCACUGUGUCUCUCGCUUCAGAGCAUUGAAGUUUCGUCAAAAUUCACAUACGGCGGAGUACAAAAUGACGGAACCUGAACCGGACCAACCCGGUAUUUACCGGAGUGAGCAGAUGACAUUAGCACAGCUUUUUCUUCAGUCCGAGGCAGCUUAUCAAUGCGUCGCCGAACUUGGAGAACUUGGUCUGGUACAGUUCAGAGAUUUGAAUCCGGACACGAGUGCUUUCCAGCGGAAGUAUGUGAACGAAGUUCGACGUUGCGAUGAAAUGGAGCGCAAGCUAAGGUACCUGGAGAGGGAAAUCAAAAAAGAUCAAAUACCAAUGUUAGACACUGGAGAAAAUCCGGAUGCUCCUCAACCUCGUGAAAUGAUCGAUCUCGAGGCAACGUUCGAAAAACUUGAGAAUGAACUCCGUGAAGUGAACAGAAAUGAAGAAACGCUCAAGAAAAACUUCUCUGAAUUGACAGAAUUGAAACACAUACUCAGAAAGACCCAAACGUUUUUCGAAGAGGUGGAGCACGAUCGGCGACGUUUCGGUGAAUCAACUAGAACGAGGACAAUAAGCGGAGAACAAGAGCCCCUCAUCGUAACCGCCGAGGAAGAAAUGCCAUCUGGACCUGGGCUAUCGAUGACCAUGCUCAGACUUGGGUUUGUCGCUGGAGUCAUCCGCAGGGAACGGCUUCCGGCAUUUGAGAGACUUCUAUGGCGUGCAUGCCGUGGAAAUGUGUUCCUGCGAACUUCCGAGAUUGAUGAUGUUCUCAAUGAUACCGUUACGGGAGAACCGGUGAACAAGACUGUUUUUAUAAUAUUCUUCCAAGGUGAUCAACUCAAGACAAAAGUCAAGAAAAUCUGUGAGGGAUUUCGUGCAACGCUAUAUCCCUGCCCAGAUACGCCACAAGAGCGUCGGGAGAUGUCUAUUGGAGUUAUGACUAGAAUAGAAGAUUUGAAAACUGUGUUGGGACAGACUCAAGACCAUCGUCAUCGUGUCUUAGUGGCUGCUUCGAAGAAUGUGCGUAUGUGGUUAACAAAAGUUCGAAAGAUCAAGUCUAUCUAUCAUACACUCAAUCUCUUCAACAUCGAUGUCACACAUAAAUGCCUCAUUGCUGAGUGUUGGUGCCCAGUCAGCGAAUUAGAACGUAUCAAGAUGGCACUGAAAAGGGGAACGGAGGAAAGCGGUAGCCAAGUCCCAUCUAUAUUAAAUCGAAUGGAGACGACAGAAGCUCCUCCAACUUAUCAUAAGACUAAUAAGUUUACGAAGGGCUUUCAAAACAUCGUAGACGCUUACGGGAUAGCUACUUAUCGCGAAAUCAAUCCAGCGCCCUAUACGAUGAUUUCGUUCCCAUUUCUGUUCGCAGUGAUGUUUGGCGAUAUGGGGCAUGGCGCAAUCAUGCUCAUGGCUGCCCUCUUCUUCAUUCUAAAAGAGAAGCAGCUUGAAGCUGCUCGCAUCAAGGAUGAGAUUUUUCAAACAUUUUUUGGUGGACGAUAUGUGAUAUUCCUGAUGGGAGCCUUCUCUGUCUACACAGGACUACUAUACAAUGAUGCAUUUGCGAAGAGUCUGAACAUUUUUGGCUCUGGUUGGACAAAUUGCUACGAUAUCCAAGAAAUCGAUAGACUGCAGUUGCCCCCGGAGAAAAUGUUGAUGUUGAUUCCAGAGAAGGCGUAUGAUUCUGCUGGUGGCCCAUAUCCGAUCGGAGUUGAUCCAGUUUGGAACCUGGCGGAAUCGAAUAAACUAAACUUCCUAAAUUCUCUAAAAAUGAAGAUGUCGGUGAUCUUGGGCAUAGCGCAGAUGACAUUUGGUGUGUUGCUGAGUUACCAAAAUUACAAAUAUUUCAAAUCCGAUCUGGACAUCAAAUUUAUGUUCAUACCACAGAUGAUCUUCUUAUCGAGUAUAUUCAUUUAUCUUUGUUUGGAGAUUAUCGCCAAAUGGAUAUGGUUCACUGCGGGGCCCCAAGAAUCCGUACUGGGUUACAAAUAUCCUGGAUCAAAUUGUGCACCAUCACUGCUAAACGGACUCAUCAAUAUGUUCAUGUUCAAGACUAUGGGAAAAGGUUUUGUGGAGGAGGACGGUACACAAAAAUUCCAAUGCUAUCUCAAUAACUGGUAUACUGGACAGGGUUUCUUCCAACCGCUCUUCGUUCUUAUUGCAAUGGCUUGCGUGCCAAUAAUGCUAUUUGCAAAACCAUACCAUCUUUGGAAAGCGGAUAAGGAACGGCGAGCUGGCCAUACGCAACUGAGUGUGCGUGCGGAUAUGAAUGGAGACGACGCAGAAGUUGUUCAUGCUGAUCCUAAGCCCGCUGCUGCAAGCAAUGGUGGUGGAGGCCACGGUCAUGACUCUGGUCCAUUCGAUUUCGGCGAGAUAAUGGUAUACCAAGCUAUCCAUACGAUCGAAUUUGUCCUUGGAUGCGUUUCACAUACGGCAUCGUACCUGCGUCUUUGGGCUCUUUCACUUGCUCAUGCGCAGCUUUCGGAUGUAUUAUGGACCAUGGUUUUCCGUCAUGCUUUCCGUCUUGAUGGUUAUUACGGAGCUGUAGCAACUUACGUUCUUUUCUUCAUAUUCGGCUCUCUCACAAUAUUCAUUCUGGUGCUUAUGGAGGGAUUGUCAGCAUUCUUGCAUGCACUGCGUCUUCAUUGGGUUGAGUUCCAAUCGAAGUUCUAUGGCGGAUUGGGUCAUCUAUUCGUGCCAUUCUCAUUCGAAAAAAUUCUUGAAGAGGAGCGUGAAGCUGAAGAGAAUCUGUAG
This is a messenger RNA of Cylicocyclus nassatus, 2737 nucleotides long. The record is from the annotation of a GenBank genome assembly. Lineage: Eukaryota; Metazoa; Nematoda; Chromadorea; Rhabditida; Strongylidae.